This is a messenger RNA of Chara braunii, 1716 nucleotides long. The record is from the annotation of a GenBank genome assembly. Lineage: Eukaryota; Viridiplantae; Streptophyta; Charophyceae; Charales; Characeae.
GUAAGGCCCAGUCCUCCCAGCAAGACUAGCGCCCGGGGAGAGGAGCUCCCCGGCUGCUGGGCCUGUGGCGCGCACCCGGCAGAUGCGCGUGGCUCUUUCAUUGGCCACGUGGCACCUGCUGUUGGUGUCGUGAAGGACCGUGACACGCGGGCAGGGGUAGCGCCAGCCGUGACAAUGAUGAGGACACGUAUAAGAGCGCAGCUAUCUGGGUUUGAGAUGGAGCUGGUGAGGGAGAUACAACAUGGAGAUACGCCCUUUCACACUGAUGAUGACAUCUGUCAUGGAGAGGAUAAUGGGCAAGAUGAGGUGGAUGUGGUCAAUUACUUUGCAAAUCUUUGCGCAGUCUACGUGGAUGGGGUAAGCGGUGAUGAUGAGCAGGUUCAAGAAGACGUCGUCGGCUGCGAAACUGGCGGGAUGUACUUUGCAACCAUCAAUUCGGUAGGGCUGAUGACUACGGCUGAGAUGGGCGAGAUGGGAGAGAACGACGUCAGCAACAACAACAACAACGCGGGUGUGGGGGUGGGGGAGGUAGGGCUGAUGACUACAGCUGAGAUGGACGAGACGGGAGAGAAUGACGUCAGCAACAGCAACAACAACAACAACAACAACAACAACAACAACAACGACAACAACAACAACAAUGAUGGUGGUAAUAACGAGAUGGUUGAGAUGGGAGAGAACGAUCACAACAUCAACAACAACAGUAAUAACAACAACAACGGUGAGCAGGGAUGGGGGGCGAGGGGCGAGGAGGGUGAGAAGAAUGACAUUGACAACAACAACGACGGUGAUAACAACAACAACAACAACAACAGCCAUAGCAAUAAUAGCAACAAGAACAACAACAAUCACGAUAACGACGGCGGUGACAACCGAGGGAGCAGUGGGGCGGCGAGUGGGAUUUGUGUAUCCAAGCUCCCUAUUAGCUUCAUGAGAAAGAUGUCGCCAUUGGCAGAGUGGGGGGGAUUCUGUAGCUUCUUGAGAAGGACAAAGUGGGGUUUGAGGUUGAAGGGUAGUACUGCUGACCAGGAUAGAUCGUGGCGUCCUGGUUUGGAGCAGAGGAUGCAGAAGAGGAAAAGAGAGUUUGAGAAGCUGGAGGAGGACCUCCAGGCCGCGAAACGAAUUGGAGUUCCCAUGGACGAGGGUGCGGGUAAGGCGGAGAUCGAUAAGGUUUUGUCAAGAACGGACCAGAAGACGUUAGGCGGCAUGGUGUCUGGUCGAAAGUGGAAGGUGGCAGCAACUACGCGGACCUCAGCAUUGGGCAGAUCAAAGCCGUUGCAGACGUCAUGGGACGAGAAGAUGCGCCAAAAGGAUGUGAAGAAGAUGUUCCAGGAACGGAAGUCAGCGCUGAAGGAAGAUAUCCGCAGCAGAAAGCAGGAGAAGCGGCGAAAGAAGAGGAGUUCAUGAAAAGAAAGGAGGAGCACACACUCAAAAGCACCCCUGUCCAGAAGAUUUCAAAUCCGAAGACAAUUAAGAAGAUGAUGAAGUCCAAGAACAAGCGAAAACAGCUCCAGAAAGUCGCAGAGUGAUGGUGCUGUGACGGGCAGACAAGAAUGGAAAUUCCCAGCGUCUCUCGUCAUGCCUGCUCCAUGCUAAAAACUCCGUAGAUUAAAAAAAAACAGAUCUUCUUUUACGACACCUGUAACUUUGCUAUGCCAUGUGGAUUGGGAAAAGCAAAUGGAAAAAAGGCUUUGUAAACAAAAAAGGACUUUUCAA